Molecule: messenger RNA, 6639 nt
Organism: Vespula vulgaris
Lineage: Eukaryota; Metazoa; Arthropoda; Insecta; Hymenoptera; Vespidae
Product: dual specificity calcium/calmodulin-dependent 3',5'-cyclic nucleotide phosphodiesterase 1-like
Exons: 13
Coding region: 701-2908 (735 amino acids)
Biological process (GO): signal transduction
Molecular function (GO): 3',5'-cyclic-AMP phosphodiesterase activity
Source: RefSeq, a predicted model, not a curated record
GUUUUCUCGGUCCAAGUAUGUAUUCAUUAAAACAAAAAAAAGGGGCACGAGCAGUAAGGUAGAAACAAUGAGAGAUAGUGCGAUUCAAAAAAACAACAAGAGCCUUUACACUCGCCCCUCAUUUAUUCGAAUUACCGGUGUGUAUUUAUAUCCAUCCGUCGUGGUUCGAGUAAGACACGAAGUUGAAGUUCUUGAGAAGCCCGAAAUUCCUGUAGUUUUCGAAAGAAUUCGAAAGGCUGUCGAAGGUACCGAUGUUUCUUGUCGAUAAAGAGAAUCGAAGCACCCUUGUGUACGGCGCGCGUGGGAAUUUUCCGUGACGACGCCGAGUAAACGAGUUUUCUUUCGUGAGGCACGAACCGUCGUUAACUCAACGUAAGGACGAAAGAAAAUAAAGACCGAGGAGGAAAGAAAAAACAUCAUGAGAAAAGUCAAUUGAGGAUUCGUAGCUGUAAUAAUUUCUACUUUUCCCGAACAAGAAAAGAGGAAAAAAGAAAAAUCAAGUGAUAAUCAAGGCGAACGGCGCCAUCACCUAGAUGUAGCCGUGGAGAACGCAAGGUUCGCCGAUUCGAUCCUCUCUUGUCUCGCGAAGACGACUAGGCUGAGGAGAAGGGGACGGCAUAAUGGUGUGAAGGUACGAAGAAGAGUCGAGAAGAGAGAAGUGGAAGAAGAAGAGGAAGAAAAAGGGGUGUCUAACAAGACGAUGACGUCUAGACAAAGCAAAGACCCUGUGCAGAAGUGCCAUUCGGACCCAGGUGCCGGAAGUACCCCUGGCACUUCUUAUAGCCCUACUAAGCGAAUUUCUCGCAAACAAGUGCCCGGCAUUUCGAGUUCCGCCAAUACGCGAAAGUGUGUCCUCACUUUGGAUGGCUACAGUUACGUGAUCGUUGCAUCUCCGCCGGAUAGAAGGGUCACGAGAGACGAUAUGGGGGUGGCCUCGCAUGAUACAGCUGCGAACACGGCUACCGGCUGUUCAAGUGGUACAACCCCACCUCGCCCGCACAAUCCUUCCUCCCCUGGUCGAAAUGGUCAGCUAUCGAAGCAAGGCACGCUGACGAUAGUACGACGCAGUUCGGGCAAAAGCAAAAGCCUCGGUGGUGGCAGUUUCGAGAGUUCCCCGCCAUCACAUAAUCCUGACAGGUUUUUGUCGAGUCAGUCUGUGGAUCUCGACGAGAUCCUCGAUAAUGUUGAUCUCACGACAGAUUCACUACCCGCCAUUGACACCCCCGACGCCUGUGACAAAGCUGCUCUCAGACUUCGAUGUCUGUUAAGGCAGCUUCAACAUGGCGAAAUAUCCGCCGAAUUGCUCCAACGAAAUUUACAUUAUGCGGCGCGUGUACUUGAAGCAGUCUUCAUCGACGAGACAAAGGUGAGUUCAGGCGGGAAUGAGUGCUCUCGGUCAUCACGUAGGGGUGCGGGCCUGACUUCUACAUCCCUGGGGGGCAGCAUGGACCCGGAUGGACAACAGAGCCACGCGGUGGUAACCCAGAAAAGGAAGCUUCGCACCCCUGUGUGGGAAAGAGAUGCCGACCAUACGGAAUCAACUGCUACUAGCCGACAAGGUGUACGCCGUAGACGAUUGGCCGACGAAGAUGACGAAUUGUCCGAAGUACAACCGGACGCGGUACCACCCGAAGUUCGUGAAUGGUUGGCGUCGACCUUCACCAGACAACUUGCCACGACAAGGCGGAAGGCGGAUGAGAAACCCAAGUUUCGAUCUGUGGCUCACGCUAUUAGAGCUGGGAUUUUCGUUGAUCGGAUUUAUAGGAGAGUCACCAAUACCGCUCUCAUGCAAUUUCCACCAGAUGUGGUUAAAGUACUUAAGACGUUGGACGACUGGUCUUUCGACGUGUUUUCAUUGAACGAAGCUGCAGUCGGAGCUCCUGUCAAAUACAUAGGCUACGACCUACUGAAUCGGUACGGUAUGUUACACAAGUUUAAAGUACCACCUGCGGUUCUGGAAUGCUUCCUAGGAAGAAUUGAAGAAGGAUACUGCAGACAUCGAAAUCCAUAUCACAAUAAUCUUCAUGCCGCGGACGUCGCUCAAACUAUGCAUUAUAUUUUGUGCCAAACGGGGCUAAUGAAUUGGCUGACCGAUCUAGAAAUAUUCUCGUCACUCGUAGCGGCAAUUAUUCACGACUACGAGCACACUGGGACCACAAACAAUUUCCACGUAAUGUCCGGCAGUGAUACGGCACUUCUCUAUAACGACCGCGCUGUGUUAGAAAAUCACCAUAUAUCAGCGAGUUUCAGAAUAUUAAGGGAAGACGAAUGUAAUAUUCUUCAAAAUCUGUCGCGAGAAGAAUUCCGAGAAUUUCGUUCGCUCGUGAUCGACAUGGUCUUGGCAACCGAUAUGAGCUUUCAUUUUCAACAGCUGAAAAACAUGAAAAAUCUGCUAAGCUUGGCAGAACCGAGCGUCGAUAAGAGCAAAGCCGUCAGUCUCGUGCUCCAUUGCUGCGAUAUUUCUCAUCCCGCGAAAAGAUGGGAUCUUCACCAUAGGUGGACGAUGCAACUGUUGGAAGAGUUUUUUAGGCAAGGCGACAAGGAGAGAGCUCUUGGCUUGCCAUUUUCACCUUUGUGCGACCGUAAUAAUACUUUGGUAGCGGAAUCUCAAAUCGGCUUUAUAGAAUUCAUCGUCGAGCCGAGUAUGCAAGUGUGCAGCGAUAUGUUGGAGACGGUUCUUGGACCGUUGAACGUUAAAGAAAGCGUAGAUGAGUCGGCUAACGGUUCGACAGCAGAAAGUAACAGGUUUAAGAUAGGGAAACCAUGGAUACAGUGUCUCGUAGAGAACAAACAAAUUUGGAAGGAACAAGCGGUUCGAGAUGCAGAGGUUAGGGCACAAAAGGAAGCAGAACAAAAUUCCAAUACGGAAGAGGAAGGGCAGAAUGUUCAAACGACGGCGGAAGAAUGAAAUGCCAGGUCGACGAUCGAAACUUACUUCGAAUAUCUAUGCGAUUUUAGGCUACAAGAAAUUCGUCUUUACGCCGAACUCAUUUUAUCGUCUUAAACUUUUUUCCUCGUAUAUUAUAUUUAUGAAUAGAAAUUAAUAAGGAAUUUACUGUGAAUGCGAACGUAGAUAUAAAAACAUCUAUGCUACUAACGAUGCGUUAGCUUUGGGACGACUAUCCGCUAUAUAUACCUCGACGUCAUUUUCGUGCAACGACUAUCUCUCUAAAUGCUCCCAUAAUAUCCCAUACAUACGUAUUUUCAAUAUCGAUAUCUUUUCGUAAAGUAGAAAAAAAUCAACUUUCUUAUUCCGUGAUAGAUCUUUGUUCGAGUAACGUCUGAUUUCUUUUUCUGUCGUUUUCUUUUUUUUUGGUCCAAAAUCUUUCGUACUUUUACUUAGUAUCAUGUUAAAGUCAUAAUACGAUAUAGAGCGUAGCCUAAAACGAUAGAUGAAAGACAUAUUUUUUAUAAAAAAAGAGAGGGAAGAAUCGAUUAAGCGUUAUUUACUAUCAAUGAGCUUUACAAACUAUUCUUGCAUUAUGAACGCUAUUUCAAUUCGUACCUAUCUUUUUUUAUGUAACUAGUACGUAAAAAUGCAUAAUGCAUUCUUAACAGACUUUAAUGUCACGGAUAAAGUCCCACUUUCAACGAAUUCUAUAACAGAACUGGCAAAUGCAAUUCAAACGCAUCGAUUAAUAACUUCAUUUCAAGCUGGUACAUAAAUUAGAAAGUAAACGGAUAGAGGAGAGACGGAUAUCGAGGAAAAAAAAAAAUUAAAUUAAAUCAAAAGAUUAAACUCAUCGAACUCGAGAUAUCUAUAUGAAUUCCUUGUCUCGACAGUAUAUAAACGUCUUUUUUUUCGUAGUAAGCACGAACGAUAUUUAUAUUAAUCGACAUUAUUCAGAAUCCUUGUAAAUAAGCCUGACAAGACGCACAUUAACUUAUUUUUAUACUUUCACAUUAUUCCGCGAAGAAAGUUACGAAAAGUCUAGUCGAAUGUACGUAUGAAACGUAUGGAGUAAUUGAACGAAAAGGUUCUGGAGAAAUGUUUGUAGAUUUGCUUUUUCGAUUAUCGCACAAGCCAUACCAUCCCUUUCAAAGAAACUUUUUCGUUUGAAGAUGGAAAUAGACGCAUAAGAAUGAAAAUCCGUCCCUCGGAGGGCUCGAACGAGAAACGGAUUUAACGGAUUUUACGGAGAAUCUUGCGAGAGGAAGGUACUUGUAUUAUUUUUUUUGUUCCUCUCUCUUUCUCUACUACCCUCCCUUCCUCCCUCUCUCUCUCUCUCUCUCUCUCUCUCUCUCCCGACGAUCGAACGUUCAGGGCUCUUGCGAUUUUCCGCGUAAAGCCUUCAACGAAUAGAAUCUCGAAAGUAUGAUAAUUACCGACAUAUACACACAUAUAUAUCUCUGUAUAUACUCGCGUUAGAUAUGUACAUGUAUAUCUAUUCGUGAACACGUCGAGGUACAGCUUUAAUCGAUGUAUAUUUAAUGUAAAAGAAAAAUUAUUGUCGUUAGUGUUUAUUUAAACGUCUGUGCUAUAUGUAUAUGUCAAAUAUAUGUGGCGGAUUUGCGAGCGUGUUCACGACGAGCGUUAGCGCGCAAGCUUGAUUACUUGUCCGGGAUUCCUUAGAAGAAAAACUAAGUUACGUAGUGUCGUGUUUGUUUGGCAACUAGUAGCAAUGUAAUUAUGCAAUACGAGCUCACGUAACCGCUAUUAUUUUUUUGCGGUAACGAUCGUCAUAAAAUAAUCUCCGAUUGCGAUCUUUUGCGAGCGUUCACUGUAUAUAGAUGUAGGUAUCGUUGUUCUAUCGAAUAUCUUUGAGGAAGAGAGGGAGAAAAAGGAGGACCAAGCUACGAACAAACGUAUCUUUUUAUGUACCUGUCGUCGUAGUGCACUUACACGCGCAGUACCUAGCAGUUUUAAAAUUGAAAAGUCAAGAGGAAAGAGAAGACUCGAAAGUGACGUUAGUACUUUUCAACAACGUCAAGUGGAUGUGUGUCUUCUGUACGAGUAUAGCACUUCGUAGUUGAAACACGUUAAAAUAUAUCCGUCCUUUAUUUUUGCUGCUCUUUUUCCCAUUUGGUCGUUAGUUAGUUUCAUUCGACGUUUUUACAAGCAAGAAGGUGCAAAGGUGAGAAAUCUAUGGUAUACGUAUAACACGCGUUGCUUUUUUUCUCUCGGAACGAGGAGAGUAUGCGGAUGGUAGAAACGUUGUGUAAAUAGAGCCAUCAGUGCGAUAUUUUAUUUAUUUUUAAUCGCCGGCUCCUUGUUUUUUAUAAAUUAAUGUUGCAAAUGAAAUCUCGCGCAAUCGAUCGCUUACACUCCUCACCAUCCUGCUCCAUUUUUUCUCAUUUUCGUUUGAUUAAACCCAGGCGAAAGCGAUACGCUCUCUCAAAGCGAUUUUAUUAUAUUACGUGUGUGCCUGUGCGUAUAGAAUUGUGUACUAGUAACUAUUAACAAAGGGAAAAGAAAAAAAAAAGAAAGAGGAGUCAAAAUUGCAAGAGUAUCUAGUCGAAACGGGAAAAUACAUUUGACGGAGUAAAGUCAAGUGUGAGAAUAAAAAUAUAUAACAAAUAGAAACAAGAAAUGAUUACAAAUUAAAUCUUCCGAUGAGCAACAAGUAAGAAAUACGAAUUAAGUAUCCUCCCUGCGGCGGAUGAGGGGCCAAAACGCGUGAUAGAAAUAAGAUAUGUACCUAUAUUGGAAGUAGGUUUGUAAAAAAGAGAAUAGUAUCGGAUCGCACGAUUGAAACAGCCAAGAGUGGACGCAAAUUUAUAAUCUUUAAUGUUAUUAUCCUCUAAAAUUUUUCGUAAUGGCACGACGGAACUAUUGUAGGUAUAGAAUUUUCAACUUACCACAAUUCGACGCUCUCCUCAUUCUUAUACGCGCGAUCCGAUAUAUUUAAUCGCGUGAAGCGAACAGUCUUUCCAUCGACGACGAUACAGGCCUUUUCCUAUGCGAUGCAAAAUCUUGACCAAAAAUUCAGAUAACAAAUGAAUUAUACAUAUAUUAGCGCGUUUCUCCGCAUACGUACAAAUUAUUACGCUUCAUUCGGGUUACGAUAACAUGUAAGAAUUUAUUAUUAUUAUUAUUAUUAUUAUUAUUAAUAUUAUUAUAAUUACUACCACUAUUACUAUUAGUAUCAUAAUCCAAAAAAUCGCUAAAAUUGCUGGUUAAAAUUAAAAAAGAAAAAGAUGAAGAGUGAAAGAUAUUUCGUCUUUACCGAACGAUAUCACGGUUAUAGUAAAGCUUCAAAUAAAAUAAUACUCGACCAAUAACGUUAAAUCUUGAAAUAAGCACAUUCACGUAAAAUAUAAGAGUGACGUAUCUCAUACGGAGAAUUAUUUCCGUUUUGCUAAUAUUUGGCCACUGCAAAUUAUAUCAUCGCAAAUUGACUUUAGUUAAUGACGUUUGUUAUCGACGUCGCCAGGAUGGCUUGUUUCGACGUAUGUAUCGAGCAUUGAAAUUGAUAUAUCUACAUUUUUUCUGUAUUUUAUUUCUUCGGUAUAAUUCAAAACGAAACAUGUACAUAAUCGUUCAUUUUAGCACCGUAUCUGUUUGAUGUGAUGUGAUUAAUCAAAAAUACGUCGAAAGAAAAUAAUAUAUUAUCCAGAAAUCGUGUAUAAUUAGCCCUGUAUUCUCUAUAAUUCUACAGAGAAAUAAAAAUACUCGAUUAGUUACCGAUUGGAUUCCCA